Molecule: messenger RNA, 8978 nt
Organism: Coregonus sp. 'balchen'
Lineage: Eukaryota; Metazoa; Chordata; Actinopteri; Salmoniformes; Salmonidae
Source: the annotation of a GenBank genome assembly
AGGGUUAGAGUGGCAUGCCCAGGUGCAGAUAUGACCACAGAUAAGGACCAGUCCAUGGAUGACCAGUCUCCUGCUGUGGUCUUUGCUGCCAAGGGCAUCGACGUCACUCCUAACAAAGAUGAGGGAGUUCUCAAGGUAGGCUUCAACCUCAUUCCCAACCUCCUCUGUCAGGGACAAACUCUGUCUUGACAUACAGCAACCUGGUCUCAGAGCAUUUCGUAUUAUUUUGUACGUAAACUGAGACACUCCUUUUGGUAUGAUAUGUUACGUUUCGAAUGGUAUGUAUUAAUUUGUGGAUGUGCAUGAUCCAUUUCGUAUGAUACAAAGGGUUAGGAUUAAGGUUAGGGUUAAGGUUAGGAGUUAGGUUAAAGGGUUAAGGUUAGGAGUUAGGUUAAAGGGUUAAGGUUAGUGUUAGGGGAAGGGUUAGCUAACAUGCUAAGUAGUUGCAAAGUAGCUAAAAAGUAGUAAGUAGUUGAAAAGUUGCUAAUUAGCUACAAUGCUAAAGUUGUCCGUGAUGAGAUUCCAACACGCAACUUUUGGGUUGCUAGAUGUUCGCGUUAUACGCCCACCCAUCCACCCCGGCCAACCACCUCCUCCAUUUUUGCCUGUAACCAUACCAAAUGUAACAUAUCCCACUAAUUUGAGUGUUUCAGGUUUACAUUUACUAUGUUACAUCUAGUCUAUGAGACCAGGCUGCAUACAGGAGUCCAGCUCAACAUAUUAAAUGAAGCAUGCACACAAAGUCUUCCCUUUGGCACAGUAAUCAGAGAGACUUCAGAGAAAUGCAUCUUUCAUAAUUCUGCCACCACUCAAGAGUAUUCCUUUGUAUUGAGCACAUCCUCCUGUCCCGGUGUUACUUCUAAAACAGAGCAUAGCAAAAAAUGCAUAACUGUUAGGAUGAAAAAUAAUAAUAGGGGGUACAUGAAAAAGAAAUAUUUUACAUGAAGAAACCAUCAUCACUGUCUAGCUAGAGAAACAAGUACUAGCAUGCUGAGGAGAUUAUCUCAGGGCUGACAUCUGUUCUUUGUACAGGUGGUGAAAAACCAGGGAGAGGAUGGGGACAGACCCAUGAUUGGGGACAAGGUAGCAGUGCACUACACUGGCAAACUACUCAAUGGGAAGAAGUUUGACUCCAGUAUGGAACGCAAGAAACCCUUCACCUUCAGUCUGGGAAAGGGUAUGUCCGAGUCUGCCUCUUACUGCACUACUUGUUUCUCAGAUACCUUUUCAGCUGAAGAGGAACUGUCAUCAGGACAUACAGAUGUACAUAUAGCAUAUAUUAUACUUACAUCUCACAUUUAUGUGGCACCUGUGUGACAUCUGUAUGUGUGGAAGGGGCAAUGAGUGUGAAGGGGGGGGGGGGGGGGGUGUAACAUCUUAUUAAUCCGUCGUAUGUAUCGCCCAUAUGUCACUGCAUAUGUCAAUGCAUAUGUAGCCUACAUCUGUUCAUCAUGUCUCUAAUUUUAUAUCACUCCACAGGUCAGGUGAUUAAGGGCUUGGAUAUUGGUGUCUCCUCUAUGCAGAGAGGAGAGGUGUGCAUGCUCCUCUGUAAACCAGCAUAUGCUUAUGGGUCAGCUGGAUGCCCGCCCAAAAUACCUCCCAACGCCAUGCUACAGUUUGAGGUAGGUAAAGCAUAGUGCUUUCCAAGGGGAUGAUGGAAAUAGGCCUUCCUCUGCACGUAACAGGUUUCCCCUUUAUAUUCUGACUGCACAUUGUCCUAGAUUCUCUCUCGGCAUUGUGAACAGAACACAUAACACUGUCUCUGUCAUAAUUUUCAUCAUUAUGGAAUCUUAUGAUUACCAUUGUGUAAAAGUGUGCCACUGCUGCUAGUGUUGCUAUGGCAACACAUGGAUGUAACGUGACGUUUUAUUGUGUCCUUACGUGUUUAUUCACUUCCUGUAGGUGGAGCUGCUGAGCUUCAAAGGGGAGGUGCUGACGGACGACGGCGGCAUCACAAGGAGGAUAAAGGUCAAAGGGGAGGGCUAUAAUAACCCCAACGAUGGAUCAACUGUCCACGGUAAGGCGGACAUGCUCUCUCUCUAUCACAUUCACUGUGAUCUUGGUGAUCAAUAUGUUUAACUGAUUUUGGUACAAAGGCUUUGUCUCACAUUAACCAGGUUUCCAUCCAACCUUUUUAUGUGAGUACAGUACAUGGAAAUGACAAAUUCGUCAGUCAACUUUCCAAAUGUCGACAAAACAAAUUAUGCUAGAGAAAGUGAGCUCUUUUUGUGUUGGUAAAAUGCAUUAUGUGAGAAAUGGCGGUAUUAUUGUAACCAUCAUAUCAAAGUAAACUUGGUCACGCAAUUAUAUGUUGUGUGGUCCUCUCACUACAACUCGGGAAAGCAUGCAGUUUAAUUUAUUAGGCUGCAGAUGAAAUAAGUUAUGUUGAACUUCACAGGGUGGUGAAAGUGCAAGGUGAUGAGCUUAAUGCUCCUUUCCAAUAAAUAUUGAGGGUCUUAUUCUGGUGACAUGAUGAUCGAUGCUUGGCUGCUGUUUGACAAAUAAAAAUAAUAUUUUGUCCAUAAUAAUGUCAUCAUGUAGGCUAGCCUACCCGCACUGUAUAUCUGCAAGCUGUUGGGUAGAGUGCACGUGCCAAGACCAGAGUGGGCAUAUUCGCUAUAUAACUGCAAUUUAUUUUGUGACAAAACCAUCAGUAAAGUUGAAAAUGCGAUGGAAACCUAUUUAACUUGUAUUUUUUUAUUCGGUACAUGGGAAUUUAACCACAAAAGUUAUUUUUAUGUGCAGUACGUCAUCAUUCACAGCCUUUUAUCUGCAACAAGUCAAUUUGAUGGAAUCGCAUAUCUGGUGGGAAAAUGCGCAUAUUGUUUUUAUGCAGAUUUUUGGAUGGAAACCUAGCUAAUGACUGUGAUCAGAUUGAUUGAGAUCAAAAUAUUUAUCGAUUUUUAUACAGUCUCAAACAAGACAAAAAAACAUAUUGAACACUCAAACUAAACAUGUUGUGAACAAUGAAAACUACAUUAUGUGAUCUGAACAGCCUAUUCCCAUUAAGUAAAAUAUAAUAAUAUUAAUAUUUUCCAUUUAAAAAAAUCUUGUUUUCAAUUGCCUCCUGUAUCCCACAGUGCACCUGGAGGGUCGCUGUGAAGAGCGUCUGUUUGACUCCAGGGAUGUGCACUUCGUGGUGGGCGAGUCAGAGGACAUGGGCGUUCCUCUGGGUGUAGACAGGGCCAUGGAGAAGAUGCAGAAAGGAGAAUGCUGCAUGCUCUACUUAAAACCCAAGUAAGGGCUUCUAAUCUACUCUACUCCCUAUCGCUAGUGAUGGGAAAACUAGGCUUUCUGAAGGCUUCGGCACUUUCACCAAAUUGUGCCAAAAAACUGUGAAUUACUCGUAGCUUCAUUAUUUAUUCACAAUGCACAUUAGUGACAUUUGCUGGUCAACAAUAAAUAGCAGAAAGUGAUUAUCAGAUAGACGUUUUCGUUCUCCACUGGUUUUUAUCAAAACUCCCAUGGGGCAGCAGUAAGUUGUUGGCUUUAGUAGCCUAUAAUCAGUUUGAAUUCCAGGUUCACAUCAUGCUUCCCUUUGCCUUCAAGUUUACCAUUUUUUAAAAACUGAAUUUAUGGCAUUAGUUAGGAUGCUUAAGACAGAAGCUUAUACAAUACUAAAUACAUCAAAUUAUCAGAACAACAGUGCAGAAAGUGUGGUUUCACAUAAAACUAUUUUCAAAAUAGUAUGCCUUCAACAGGAUUCUACCUCACCCACACAGGACUACCCGCCAACGCCUCGAUCACACCAAUAGGGGCGGCAGGUAGCUUAGUGGUUAAGAGUGUUGUGGCAGUAACCGAAAGGUCGCUGGUUCUAAUUCCCGAGCUGACUAGGUGAAAAAUCUGUCGAUGUGCCCUUGAGCAAGGCACUUAACCCUAAUUGCUCCUGUAAGUCGCUCUGGAUAAGAGCGUCUGCUAAAUGACUAAAAUGUAAAAAUGUUGCGCAAACUGGUAGGCAGCAUCAUCUGGAUAUGUGUGCUACAAAGGUUCAACAUUCACCUUCUGCUACAAUUUCUGUCAAGCCGUGAACGCAUACAGUUUGACACAUACAUUUGAUAAAUCCAACGUAUGCACCACACAGAACGUACUGCAACUGCCUCUGCAAUGCAGCAAGGCAAAUGCAGCGUUCCAUUGGAAAUUAAUGUACCAAAAUGCAGUGAGGCUGUCAGUGUGAUGGGAGUUGUAAGCUACCGGUCAGGUGAAACUUUUUAUACAAAAUCCUACAAUUAUACAAAAUCCUACCUAUAUUUGUAAGUACUAUGUCCAGUAGAGGUCGGUGUUUGAAAGCAGCUUGAAAUCGAAGAAAGCACUGGAAUCAUUGCGAAAUCAAAUCACAAAUCACAUGAACAGACUAAGCUUCGGACGUCAUUGAUACAUGCAUUGGCACACUGCUUCAAAAUGUUCUGCUUUCGCCUCGAUCACACCGAUAGCGUUUUUGCAUUUUGGUACACCAGAAGUACAUUAAUUUCAAAUCAAAUCAAAAUGUAUUUGUCACAUGCGCCGAAUACAACUGUCACGUUCGUUCAUAGACGGGUCAGACCAAGGUGCAGCGUGAUAUGCAUACAUGUUUAUUUGAACCGAAUAAACAACGACAAAACAACAAACUAAGUCCAAGGUACACAAACAACAUACCUCACACAGAACAAGAUCCCACCACUACACAGUGCCAAUAGGCUGCCUAAGUAUGGUCCCCAAUCAGAGACAACGAGCGACAGCUGCCUCUGAUUGGGAACCACACCGGCCAACAUAGAAAUACACAUACUAGAUAAACACCCAUUGAAAACGCACAACAAAGAAUAUACACACCCUGACUCAACAUUUAAGCGUCCCCUGAGUCAGGGCGUGACAGUAACAGGUGUAGACCUUACUGUGAAAUGCUUACUUACAAGCCCUUAACCAACAAUGCAGUUUUAUUUUAAGAAAUAGAGUUAAGAAAAUAUUUACUAAAUAAAAUGAAAAAUGAAAAACGUAACACAAUAAAAUAACAAUAAUGAGGCUAUAUACAGGGGAUACCGGUACCGAGUCAAUGUGUGGGGGUACAGGUUAGUUGAGGUAAUUUGUACAUGUAGGUAGGGGUAAAGUGACUAUGCACAGAUAAUAAACAGCGAGUAGCAGCAGUGUAGCAGCAAGGGGGGGGGGGUCAAUGCAAAUAGUCCGGGUGGCCAUUUCAUUAAAAGUUCAACAGUGUUAUGGCUUGGGGGUGGAAGCUGUUAAGGAGCCUUUUGGACCUAGACUUGGCGCUCCGGUACUGCUUGCCGUGCGGUAGCAGAGAGAACAGUCUAUGACUAGGGUGGCUGGAGUCUUUUACCAUUUUUUGGGCCUUCCUCUGUCACCGCCUAGUAUAGAGGUCCUGGAUGGCAGGAAGCUUGUUCCCAGUGAUGUACUGGGCUGUACGCACUACCCUCUGGCAGCGUUGUGUUGCAGAGGCAGUUGCAGUGCAUUCUGUGUGGUGCAUACGUUGGAUUUAUUGAACGUAUGCGUCAAACUGUAUGCAUAAACGGCAUUACAGAAAUGGUAGCAGAAGGUGAAUGUUGAACUUUUGUUGCACACAUAUCCAGAUGAUGCUGUGUACCAUUUUGCGCAAUGACGCUGUCGGUGUGAUCGAGGCGUCAGUGAUUUUGACGCAUGCCUCGGAGCUCCGGUAUCAAACGUAACAUCACUACCUAUCGCUGAAGUGUCCCUGUUGCAACACAAAGUAGAUACACUCAUAACCAAAUAAUGUUGUUGACUCAUCCUAGACUCGUAUUUGUGGCCAGAUCAUAAAUAAAUAAAAAUAAAAAACACUUCAAAAACCCCACCUCAAACUUGUAUCUCAAACAGACCAUAAAAAAAAGAAAUCCUGCUAUUUCCUCAUAGAGGAUGAUGCCAUCAUCCUGAGGAGGAAGAGCUAGCCAAUCAGUGGUCUACUCGCAUGAAUUAUUUUUAAUGACCAGUAUACGUCCACACCAUUCUGUUGUUGCGGUAAGCCCACACCAUUGCAACAUAUAAAAGCAUUAUUUUGGAAGGAAAACUAUUUCACUCAUAUUGUAAUUAAUUAUAGAUAAUAUUUCAUAGAAAUCUGGAAACGCUGCAGUUACUUUAAAGGGUCAAUCUGCAUUUGCUACAUAUACUUUUUGAUUUAUAAAUUAAUGAUAUGUACCCAUUGAUUCUUGAAGACUACAACUUAUAAACGCCUCUAGAGCUUAGUUCAACUGUCAUACCCCAUGAGAACUCCAAUGUUUGUAAACAAACAUUGCCUCAAAACAUGGUUAAAACUAUAAUUUUGAUAUCAUGGAUGGUCAGACCUUGCAUCCAUAGCUCUGUCUAUGAAUUUGAGAGUGGUUACAUUUCUCCAGCCCCAUCCCUCAGCUUUUUACCGAAACAGGGUCGGGAAAAACGCUGUGUUAUUGUUUCAACUGCAGAUUGCUACUUUAAACAAGCAUCCCUAUAGACAAAUCUUGAUUUUAGGUAUGCCUUUCAUGGAACAGGUGUGUGUCAGGACUAAUCAGCCAUACAAUACUCUGUCUUGUUUUUUGUAGGUAUGGUUUCGGGAAAGAGGGUAGAGCACAGUAUAAGAUUGGACCAAACUCAGACCUCGUGUACGAAGUGACUUUAAACAACUUUCAGAAGGUGAGUUCCACUUGCUGGAUUAGACAGGGUAACAACAAUGUGUUCAAGUAUCCUAAUAGUGUCUCUGGAAGAUACCAACAGAUUGCUUUUAUUUGAGCUGGUGGAGUUUAAACAAUGAGGGUCUCAGUUAGAUAUUGCAUAAUGGCAGAGUGACCCUGGAGAAAGUAAUGGGUCGAAACAGGCAUCAUCUCAAUGAAAGUCAAAUCGCCUCCUCUGAAAUUGAUAACAAUAUGUUUUCUUUUCAAGGCCAAAGAAUCCUGGGAGUUGGAUCAGAAGGAGAAACUGAAAUUGUCUGCUGCAGCCAAACAGAAAGGGACCCAAUAUUUCAAGGUAUAGUGGGCCAUCUCUGUCAUUCAGACAAUAGACAAAAUCUCAUGGCCAUUGGAUGCAUCUGUGUAUGAAUAUUUCAAAAAACUUGAACCAAACCCUGUGAACUUGCAGAACUUCAACCCUGCAAACGAGUUCACAAGUACGUUUCAGAAUUUUUCAUUUAUUUAACGUUUUAUUGAGACAAAUAGCGAAAUUAUCGUAGUGCAAAAGCAUUGUACGAAGUGUAAAAAUGACCAUAAACCUCAUUAUAACCUGGAAGCGUAAUUUCAUUUGAAACUUUUCUUCAACAACAUGCGUUAUGAAGAGGUGACUAUUUAUGUAUUACUAAACUCUAGUUAAAUAAUGGUCUCCUCAUACCACACAUUGUUGAAGAGAAGCUUCAAAUUAAAUCACACUGUGAGAUUAUAAUUAGGUUCACAGUUUUUUUUGUACUUUGUACAUUGCUUUUGAACAAACCUACUAAACUUAGCCCAUGUGUUGUCCCUGGUUGUAGGCUGGCCGUUACCUUCAGGCAGUGGUCCAGUACCAGCGCAUUGUGUCUUGGCUGGAGAUGGAGUUUGGUGUGGGCAAGGAGCAGCAGCAGAAGCUCCAGGACUUCCUACUGGCCGCCCAGCUCAACCUGGCCAUGUGCUACCUGAAGCUGAGAGAGUACGCACUGGUUGUGGAGAACUGCAACAAGGUACACUGCAUACCUGGCACUACGCAUGAGAAACCCCACACACAAACAUAUACACGUAUACCAUAUACUGAAGCCACACAGAGCAUGCAGCUAAUGCCUGUUCAUUGAAUAGCAUUAAGGUGUGGUGUGUCUAUGACUUUUUGCUGGGUCAGUGGGGUUGUAUACAUGUAUUCAUCUGUUUGGAAGCAUUAAAUUUACAAUUACACAUUUUCAACUUUUUUAAUCAGCUUUAUAAACUAAUAAUUAGCUCUUUAAAACUACUUAUAAAGCCCUUUAUAAAUCCCUGUAGGUACACCUUCAUGUAAUAUGUUACAAAUGUGUCUAUGCGUGUAUCUCCUAGGUGAUAGAGCUGGAUGAGAAGAAUGAGAAGGCUCUGUACCGGCGUGGGGAGGCUCGUCUCUUCCGUAACGAGUUCAGCCUGGCCAUGUCUGACUUUAAACUGGUGCUGCAGGUCAACUCCUCCAACCGGGCCGCACGCGGUCAAGUAUCCAACUGUCAACGCAAGAUCCGGGAACACCACGAAAAGGACAAGAAGAUCUAUGCCAACAUGUUCCAGAAGUUCGCUGAGCAUGACGUCAAGGUCUGUAACAACGUCUUUCACAGUCUAGAUGGGCUCCAUUCCAAAUGGCACCCUAUUCCCUAUAUAGUGCACUACUUUUAAAUAGAGCCCUAAGGGCCCUGGUCAAAAGUAGUGCACUAUAUAAGGAAUAGGGUUCCAUUUGGGACGUAGUCUGUAUGUGUAAUCAGUUGUACAAUCUGACCUGCUGGUUCACUGUUCUGUUUGAGUAAAUGGAUACAUGUGAUUUCACACAUUUAUCUAUUUCAAUCAUCUCUGCUGUGCUGAAGACCUAUUGUGGUCCAUUGUUCAUGGUUUAGAUAUUCACGUUUACUGGUAGUAGGCUGACACCUAGUGGUAGUACUGAGUAGCAACUUUAUUUGAUCUUCAGUUAUCAAAUUCUCUCAUUAUAAUAUAAUAUAUGCCAUUUAGCAGACACUUUUAUCCAAGUGACUCAUUAAUAUUUUUUUAAAAUGUAUGGGUGGUCCUGGGACUCAAACCCACUAUUCUGGUGUGGCAAGAACCAUGCUCUACCAACUGAGCUACAAAGGACCACUCAUUGAUGCUUCCUUUUUACUCCAUAAUCUAUAAUCAAUUUGUGUCUUCUUUAACAUAAACAUUUAUAUUAUACUAAUUAAUAUUGCAAAACAAAAUGUAAAAAAAGUGAUUUAUUUGAGCAAAAUGGAAGAAAUCUACACAUGACUUCCAUAAACAUGCUUUACUCAAGUCCUGCUCCUUUGUAUCUGUUUGCUCAACAGGCAGGGAAAGGGAAGAGGAGGAGGGGGGAGGACAGUGGAGCGAUGA